AUGGUGGUUUUAUCACAGCACGUUGCUUUAGAUAACCACUUAUCCGUAAUCCCAACAUACAAACCGGUUCCGGUCCCCGUCGUGGACCUAACCGACCCAGAAGCCAAAACUCUAAUCGUGAAAGCCUGUGAAGAGUUUGGUUUCUUCAAGGUUGUAAACCACGGAGUCCGACCAGACCUCAUGACCCGGUUAGAGCAGGCGGCUGUCGGCUUCUUCGCCUUGCCACAGUCUCUUAAAAACCAGGCCGGUCCGCCUGAACCGUACGGUUAUGGUAGUAAACGGAUUGGACCAAACGGGGACGUGGGAUGGAUAGAGUAUAUUCUCCUCAAUGCUAAUCCUCAGCUCACGUCUCCCAAAACCUCCGCCAUUUUCCGUCAAACCCCACAAAUUUUCCGAGAGGCGGUGGAGGAGUACAUGAAGGAGGUGAAGAAAGUCACGUGCAAAGUGUUGGAGAUGGUGACGGAAGGAUUAGGGAUAGAGCCAAGGGACACACUGAGUAAGAUGGUGAGAGAUGAGAAGAGCGACUCUUGCUUGAGAAUGAACCAUUAUCCUACGGCGGAGGAAGAGGUGGAGAAGAUGUGCUACGGUCCAAUAACACUGCGGGUCUUCAAAUCUGUAUGA
Messenger RNA from Brassica rapa (field mustard), 621 nucleotides. Its product is annotated as gibberellin 2-beta-dioxygenase 2. The record is from RefSeq and is a predicted model, not a curated record. NCBI's taxonomy places the organism in Eukaryota, Viridiplantae, Streptophyta, Magnoliopsida, Brassicales, Brassicaceae.